This is a messenger RNA of Corylus avellana, 1267 nucleotides long. NCBI's taxonomy places the organism in Eukaryota, Viridiplantae, Streptophyta, Magnoliopsida, Fagales, Betulaceae. The record is from RefSeq and is a predicted model, not a curated record.
CAGAGUCAAUUUAAGAGGAAAAAAAAAGAAAGAAAGGAAAGAUAACAGAAAACAUGCAGGAUCGACCUCAUCACCUUCAAUGAUGAUGACCUUUUAUAUUGGUAUUGGUAAAGUGUCACAUUUAUAGCGACCGUAUGUACAUGCUGUGGAUUUAGAGAGUAGAGCAUAGCACAGAGAGAGAAACAGGGAGAUGGGUCUGCUCUCCAACAGAGUGGAGAGAAGUGAGAUCAAGCCCGGCGACCACAUCUACACUUACAGAGCUAUCUUCACCUACUCCCACCACGGUAUCUUUGUUGGAGGAAGCAAGGUGGUCCAUUUUAGACCUGAGAGAAAUUUGAAUUCAAGCACUGGUACAUCUUCUGAUUCUGACUUUUAUGAUUCAACAUUGAGCCUCCCAUCAUCGUGUCCUACCUUUCCCGACUGUGGAUUUAGGCAACCCAACAGUGGCGUAAUCCUCUCUUGCCUGGAUUGUUUCCUUCGAAAUGGAUCUCUGUAUUGUUUCGAAUACGGAGUUACUCCAUCAGUUUUCCUUGCUAAGGUGCGGGGCGGCACAUGCUCCACUGCAGCAUCUGACCCACCAGAAACAGUUAUUCACCGAGCAAUGUAUCUUCUUCAAAAUGGAUUUGGCAAUUAUGAUGUGUUUCAAAACAACUGUGAAGACUUCACACUUUAUUGCAAAACUGGUCUUCUGAUAGUAGACAGACUUGGGGUUGGAAGAAGUGGUCAAGCCUCUUCUAUCAUUGGUGCCCCAUUGGCUGCCAUUCUUUCUUCUCCUCUGAAGUUGCUGAUGCCAAGUCCUGUUGGCGUGGCUACGAUGACGGCUGGGAUGUACUGUAUGAGCAGGUAUGCAACUGAUAUUGGGGUUCGAACCGAUGUGAUCAAGGUGGCAGUGGAGGACUUGGCUGUGAACCUGGGUUGGGCAGGCCAUCAUGAGGAAGUAGCUGAUGACAGUGAGGCUUCUAACCAACUGAUUGCCUUAUGAUGCGACAUUUCAUCCUUGUGCAUCGAAAGCUGUUGUGUAGAUUAUUUAUGGUUAGUGUUUAUCAGCUUUUGUUGACAUUGGUAAGUGAAGUCCUGAUGCUGUGCCUCUUUCCCCCCGCUCGUCUCCUCCUUUCCCUCAUAAAUUUGUUAGUUGUUGUACAAUGCUUUGCAGUCUUGUGAUGUGCAUGAAAUGUUGUUGAGAACAAUGCUCUCAUUGCAGAUUAAGUGAAAAAGUUGUGACAAUGGGUGGUGUUCUAUAUGUUGUAAUGAAGUCGUGUAAUUCUAA